Coturnix japonica (Japanese quail) is the source of this 3794-nucleotide messenger RNA. It is a transcript of the gene PMFBP1, whose product is annotated as polyamine modulated factor 1 binding protein 1. Gene Ontology annotation, cellular component: sperm head-tail coupling apparatus. NCBI's taxonomy places the organism in Eukaryota, Metazoa, Chordata, Aves, Galliformes, Phasianidae. The record is from RefSeq and is a predicted model, not a curated record. Gene Ontology annotation, biological process: spermatogenesis.
GCAGAGGGGCAGAGGGGCAGAGGGGCAGUGCCACACGCGGCCCCGUGGCUGGGGCUCAUCUCAGCAGACAGGACCAAGCCCUGUGCUCAGCAUCCCGGCUCCCUGCCGUGUUCCCGUGCUUUCCCUGGGAUGUGGGCACUGCAUCCCAUCCCCUGCUGCGCCCAUCGGUGGCGGCGCCCCGGGGUGAGGCUGGGCUGCGCAGCGCCCGGUAAUUGCCGUGUGUGUGUGGCUGGAGGCAGCAGCUGGAUCGCUUUUGUUUCCUCACAGCAUGUCAGUCUUCAUUACACCAGAGAGGAAUGAAAAUGGAUUCACUUUUGUCCCAGCCAGAAUGUGGCAGCUGUUUAAUUUCAAUUAACGUGGCACUGAAAAGAAUAACAUUGCGGCAGUAAUUAAAGUGAGACAGCUCCAACCCCAGUGCUGCUCAGCAUGCGGUGCCGGCUCACCCAAUGGAGCCACUGCUCCAGCCCCGCGUUCUCCCGGCAGCAGGCAAGGAGGGCAGGCAGCCUGGCACGGCUCGGCACGGCUCGGCAGUGCAGUGCUGCUGGGAAAUGCUGUUCCUUAAGCACUGGCAGAAAGCAAGGCUCAAUUCGGCGCAGCAGUUCUGCACAACAGUGCCAGUUCCCAGCUAAAGCACCUCUCAUGGAACUGCAGAGUGUGGAGUGGGCAUGGCAGGAGGGACCGGGAGCUCAUCUGUACCAGGUCAGCUCCUUCCCACAGCCACAGGCACCUCACCAACCCCGGAGCCCCUGGGCAGCAUUAGGGCUGUGCUCAGCCCUCUCGGACCCAUUUUCCCCAGCGGCUCUGCCAGACCCCCGUGCUGUGGGCAAUGUGCUGCUGGGGCUGCUGGGCCCAACCUGUGCAGGUACCACAGCUCACGUGGCAGAGGGAUCAGUGCUGUGUUUUUUCCCACUAUUGAUCUGGUGCUUUAAAAGUGGGAAAAAAAUCUCCCUGGCUGUCUAAACACUAUUGAUCCAUGCUGGGAAGCCGCACAGACAGGGAAGGGCGUGGAGAAAUUGAAAUUUAAUUUCCAACAACUUGUUCCUGUUACUUUUACCUUUUUGGACAGAAACACGGAGCAGCCGCCGCCGUGGAUGCGAUUGAUCCCUCGAUCCUCUGUCAGCACUGAGCAGCUCUGCCAGGACGCAGCCCAGGGCAUGGCACCAACACAGCCCUGCUCUGCACCUCGGCACAGGGAUGGCACAGAGACGUGACGGUGUGAACACGAGAGCAGCACGAAGCUGCCAGAAGGUUCCGCCCCUGCCAGCACCGGGCACAGUGGUACCAGGAGCAGUUUGCUGUGCUACAGCCUGGCCGGGCACAGUGUCACUGGGUUCUGGUUCCAGGCAUUGUCCUCAGAACCAGCCCAGGGCCGGGCUGCAGUGAGAAGUGUGCCAUGCCGUGCUGGGGAUGCAGUGUGCACAAGGGGGAGUGUGGCGUAGGGAGGUGAGAGCUGCUGGCACUGCUGGGCCCUGACCCCUGGGGAGUAGGGACUGAUGCUGCUGGGGUCGGGUGAGCCCCGUGUGCCCCCAGCCUGGCGGAGCUGCUGCACUUCACAGGGAGCGGGUGCUCCUGGGACUUGUUGCAGCACCGAUGGUGUGAGCAGGGCUGGGUGAUGUCCCUGGCUGCCCCCUGCCACGGGACCCAGGGCUGUCUGUGGUUGUCUUGCCCCAUGUUCUGGUCUAUCCAGCAGAGAGAAUGUGACCAGAAUAUGGCACGUGCAGUGAUGUUCCCACAGUGAGGUGCCAGCCUAGCGAGACCCAGGGAGGGUGGCAAGGGGCAGAGGCGUCCAUGGCAGAGCUGAGCAGCCCCACCCCGCAGCAGCAGCAGGAGGUGGAGUCCUGUUGGUGCCAGGGCCAGAAAGAAGCAGCAGUGCUGGAGCCACAACAUGGAGGGGCUCAGACACGCUGGGACUCACAGCAGCAGGACACACCAGCCUUCCUACAGACUCUGCAGGAGGACUUGGACACGUGCAGGCACCUGACCCACGUGUGGCUGGCCCAGCUGCAGCUGCAGCAGCGUGUGGUGGAGCAGAAGCACCAGAACCUGAUCUCCACGAAGCUUCAGCACCAGGCAAUGAUGGAGCAGGAGCAGGACACAGCUGGGAUAGAAGCCACCUCUGCAGAUUCCUGCAGUAGUUCCAGUGCCAGCGAUGAUCUCCUGGAGGAGCACACAGAGCAACUCGUAAAGCUGUCCGUGCAAGCAGGAUCAAAGCACCAGAGGCAGAUGUGUGCAAAUAAGGAGCAUCAGUGCUGGGCACAGGACACGUCAUCAACAGGGCACAGCUCUGCUAAGGAAGGGCUGCGUCCUGCUCCUCUCCUCUCAGAAGCCCAGGGCAGGAGGAGGCAGUGCCAGCAAGCAGCCCAGGGCCCAGCACAGUCACUGGCAGCACAGAGCUGCGCACAGCACAAGGAGGAAAAGCUGCAGCCACGUGCAGGGAGCAGCACACAGUGCAGGGAGGAACAGCCACGCUGUUGUGCAAGGAGCAGCACGCAGCACCCAGCUGGCAGCAGCACAGCGGAACCACGAGCACUGCAGGAGGUGGCAGGAAGCAGUUGUGGCCAUGCUUGCAGGGAGCUGGCAGUGUGGCUCCAGAUGGAGCUGAGACAGUGGCAGCAGGAGCAGCAGGUGACUCUGGAGCAGUCACUGCAGCACAUGCACGCUGCUACCCACGCCAAACAGGAACUACAGAAGAGCCAAAGGCAACUCCUUGCCCUGGAGGAGCAGCUGAGGGCUCAGAAGGAGCAAAACCGGACCCUGCAGCGCAGCCUGGCACAACAGCAAGAGGUGCUGUCAGCCACCAUGGCCCAGGAGAUGCAAAACUUGCAGCAGCUCAGUAGACACAGGCAGACAAUCCAUGACCUGCAGCAGAAAGAAACCUCCAGCAGAAAGCACGUGUCAGAGCUGCUGCAACAGGUAGAGGAAGUGGCAUCCCUGAAGGCAGAGCUGGCCCGAGUCCAGAGAAAGAUGAGCCACAACCUUCCUCUGCUUUCUCGCUAUGAGGAAGAGAGGCAGCAGCUCCACAGAGAACUGAAGAAGCAACAGAGGGCGCAGGAGCAGAGCCAGCAGGAGGCCCGCUCCAACCAGGAUAAGCUGCAGCAGCUGAGCAGCAGAGUUCAGUACUGGCAGCAGUUACAGCAGGACACUCAGAGGACUCUGGCUCGGCGGGAAGAGGAGCUGUCUGUGUGCAAGGCAGAGCUGGCUCUCAAGGAAGAGCUCAUCAAGGCCAUGAAACAGGCUCAGGCCAGGAACAGGAAGAACAGCCCAAGGGCAGGAGUGCAACCCGAACACCAGGCACCGCUGAAGGACAGAGCCUGGCCUAAAGGCAGGGCAGAGGUGGAAAGGCUGGGCGAGGAGUGGGCAAACAGCAGAGCCAAGGCCAACAAGGGAGGAGGCGGUGGGUCUGUAGAAACCCUGUAUGCUUCCUACAGCUCAGUCUGCUCUAAUAGCAGUAGGCUGCACCAGGACAGGAAUCUGAUGCUGGUCAAUAACAGCCAGAGUUUGAAAGAGCAGAUGCAGUCAAUUGAGAAACAACGACACAAGCUGCAGCAGCAAGUCAAGCAGGCUGCAGAGCUUACAGGCGAAAACCAACAUCUUCAAGACAAACUGGAUAGCUUGCACAUGGAAAACACAUACCGCAGGGCUCAAACACAUGUACAGUACUACAAUCAUGAGCAGAUGAAGGCUUUACAGGGCAGCAACCUGACUGCACGAGCCCUGAAGAACUUGGCAGGGCUGUCUCUGCCUGGAACUCACCAGGAUGAGAAGUGAAACAAAGCAAUGGAAGGGUUAAAGAC